Molecule: messenger RNA, 1665 nt
Organism: Striga hermonthica
Lineage: Eukaryota; Viridiplantae; Streptophyta; Magnoliopsida; Lamiales; Orobanchaceae
Source: the annotation of a GenBank genome assembly
AUGUCGGAUAAUCAUGGUAUAGCAUUAACUCAAGUCUCUAAUCACUUGUUACCAUCUUCGUGCAGGUUUUACCAUGCCUAUGAUAACUACAUGAUGUAUGCAUUCCCGCAUGAUGAAUUGAAACCUCUGACAAGAACUUACACAGAUUCUUUGAGUGAGCUUGGAAAUUUGAAUCUUGAACAUUUGCCACAAGAGUACAAUGGUUCUGCUCUUACUCUCAUUGAAUCACUAUCGAGCCUUGCAGUCUUGGGGAACCAUACUGAGUUUGAAAAAGCAGUUCUAUGGCUAUCAGAAAACUUAACAUUUGAUGUUGAUGCAAGGAUAAAUCUUUUUGAGUGCAACAUAAGAGUACUUGGAGGACUUGUGUCUGCUCAUAUUCUUGCAACUGAUUCUACAAACAGGUUAACUAAAGGAACUUACAAAAAUCAGCUUCUUGUCCUGGCUGAGGACUUGGGACAGCGGUUUUUACCUGCCUUUGAUACUCCUACUGGGCUGCCUUAUGCAUGGAUCAAUUUAAAGUAUGGUGUGAUGGAGAAUGAGAUAACCGAAACAAGCACAUCCGGUUGUGGUUCUCUAAUUCUUGAAAUGGGUGCUCUUUCACGUUUGACUGGGGACCCAAGAUUUGAGUCUGCUGCUUUACGAGCUUUACGCAAAUUGUGGAGUAUGAGAAGUUCCUUAAAUCUUUUGGGGACUACGCUUGAUAUACAAACUGGGGAGUGGAUCGAGUACUCAUCCGGAAUUGGGGCUGGGGUUGAUUCGUUUUAUGAAUACCUACUCAAGGCACAUCUUUUGUUUGGGAGAGAAGAGUUUUGGAGGAUGUUUCAAUCUGCUUAUGUUGCGGUGCAAAAAUAUUUUAGACAUGGCCCAUGGUAUCAUGAAGCCGAUAUGAGGACAGGGAGAGCAACAUACUGGCAGCUUACGAGCCUUCAAGCAUUUUGGCCAGGUCUUCAGGUUCUUGCUGGGGAUGUUCCUGCAGCUAACUCAUCACAUCGCGAAUUUUUCCAUGUAUGGCAGAAAUUCGGAGUAUUACCAGAGAGAUAUCUCCUAGAUCAUCAAAUGCUGCAUCCAACCGAGAAGUACUAUCCCUUACGUCCAGAGUUUGCAGAGUCGACAUUUUACCUGUAUCAAGCAACCAAAGACCCGUGGUAUCUUGAAGUGGGCAAGACAAUUAUGAACUCCCUGAAUUUGUACACGCGAGUCGAAGGUGGCUUUGCAAGCAUUCGAGACGUGACAACUAUGGAGUUGGAAGACCAUCAGCAUAGUUUCUUUCUUGCAGAGACGUGCAAGUAUUUGUAUCUUCUCUUUAACGAUUCAUUCUUGGUCGACAAAAAUUACGUAUUUACUACCGAAGGUCACCCGCUGCCAAUUUUAAGCUCUUGGCACGAGAAGCUUCCUGAAGCUUAUAUUCCCAGUAAUUGGACUUCCCUUAAGGAUGAAGGUCAACCCAGACGAGCCAGUGCAAUGUCGUUGAGAAUAUGCCCAUCUGCCGUUCCAAACUGCAGGCAUAAUAAUAAUCAUCAGUCGAUUGAGAGUGUUUGUCAUAUUCCCGAUUCACGUCCCGACCACAGGUGUUUGACUGACGAGGAUUGUGGGGUUGACUCGACUUCUUGCAGGCGGAGAUUGUGUAGUAUGGCUGGUUAUUGCGGUCUGUGGCGGACCGUAUGA